Phycomyces blakesleeanus NRRL 1555(-) is the source of this 633-nucleotide messenger RNA. RefSeq names its product zinc finger C2H2-type transcription factor. The record is from RefSeq and is a predicted model, not a curated record. The coding region runs from base 1 to 633 and encodes 210 amino acids. Lineage: Eukaryota; Fungi; Mucoromycota; Mucoromycetes; Mucorales; Phycomycetaceae. Gene Ontology annotation, cellular component: nucleus. The transcript has a single exon.
AUGAACUCUGACACUCCCCCAUUCAACAAUAUCUUACGCUUAGAUCCCUAUUUGCCUUUUGAGGGCUGUAUCUCAAACGCACUCAAAGCACUGUCUAUACAAAAAGAUAGUUUAAUGACAUGCACAUGCUCACAAUGUCUUAAACACACCACCGCAGUAACUUUACCGUCCCAGCGCACGAAACAUGUUUCUCCACUUGAUCAGAAAAUCCAGCGCGAUAAUUUGAUACGCAAAGAAUUGGAUAUAAAAACGCGAUCAUUACCGAAAAUUUCUCAAGGACAUUCUUUUAUAUACUCUAGAAAUAAUUCACAGAAUAAAAUACAUAUACCUUCGAGCAAGCGCCGAUAUAAGCACCAUCCCAAUGUACAGGAUAAUAUCCCUCCACAAAAGCCUUCCUACGUUUGGCGUUAUGUGGAUCCCAUUAAUUUGGCAAGUCAACCCGAAAAAUGCACAGGCUCAAGAAAACACCAAUGUAUAUACUGUCCUAAAACAUUCCCAAAAAAGAAUAACCUUAUCAGACAUUUACGGGUGCACGAUCCAAACCCAUUGACAUGGAAUUGCGAGACUUGUAACAAGCCAUUUGGCUCCAAGUCCAACCUUACCAGACACACAAAGUGCAAUAAGCUCCUAUAA